CGGCCCGCCCCCCAGCGGCGGCGGCCGGAAACAAUAGCGCAGCGGGAGCGGCGAGGACCGGCAGGAGGAGCGGCCCAGGGACACUAUGAAUGAAGAGCAGUUUGUGAACAUUGACUUGAACGAUGACAAUGUUUGCAGUAUUUGUAAACUGGGGACAGACAAAGAAACUCUCUCGUUUUGCCACGUCUGUUUUGAGCUCAACAUUGAGGGGGUCCCAAAGUCUGACCUCUUGCACACCGGAUCCCUAAGAGGACACAAAGACUGUUUUGAGAAGUUCCACUUGAUAGCCAACCAGGACUGUCCCCGCUCCAAACUCUCCAAGAGCACGUACGAAGAAGUCAAAACGCUCCUGAGCAGAAAGAUCCACCGGAUCGUCCACUACGCCCAGAACAGGGAUUUCGAGGCGGACCCCGAGGGCUCCAAGCAGCCCCAGCUGUUCCCCUUCCAGCCCCCGGCCGAGAGGAGGCUGCUGCCUCAGUGGGACUCCCGGGUCCCGAGGUAUUCGGCCACGUGGAGAGAGGGCAGCCAGGGUUCGCAGGGCGAGCCCGCCGGCUUCCGGCUGGAGAUGGCACCGGACGUGGGGACCCCUCUGCCCCCCAAAAGCCCCCCGUGGGCCGAAGGCGACGGCCCGACCCUGGAGAAGGAGCCGGAGGCUCGCGGGCCGGACUCCGGGGUCCGGCGCCCGCGGUACAGCCGUGAAGAACUGCACUCGCUGAGCCUCGGGGAAGUAGAGGAGCUGAACGGACAGCUUCGGCAGCAGAUCCAGGAGGUGUUUGAGGAGCUGACCCGCCAGGUGCAGGAGAAGGACUCUCUGGCCUCAGAGCUCCACGUCCGCCACGUCGCCAUCGAGCAGCUGCUCAAGAACUAUUCCAGGCUCCCGUGCGUGCAGGUGGGACGCGCUGCGGGGGUCAAGCCGGACCCCCCCGUCGACAACUGAUGCCGCCCUGCGCCAGCCCCCUCCCCGGGGCAUACAGGACCACCUUCGGCGUGUGUUCGCGAGAGGGCGGAUCUCUUGUACGUGGGAUUUGGUUCCUCUCGAAGGGUCAUUUCCCCCAGUCUGGUGGCCCCCUCUCAACAACAACAAAAUAUAUACAUAUAUAUGUGCAAUGUGAUUUAAAAAAAAAAAAAAUUAGGUUCUCGCUCUCAUACCUAUCACCUGCCAAAUUAACGGGAGGUUGAAUCAGAUCGGCGUGAAGACUAAAGAGCAUUUGCAAAGGCCAAGUUGGGUGCGAGAGACCCGCCUUUUUAUUACGAGCAAUAUUUUCUUAAGGAAAUUUUAUACAGAAGCGUUAUUUUUCGGUACCUUUCCAAACCUCUUUAUAGAUGUGUUUUUUCGAAUGACUCUGUAAGCUGUUGACCCCCUUGUAUACGACUACGGUCAUCCAUAUUUCAGGCCCCUAUUUUAUUUUCGUACUACCACGUUUUUACAACUCGAAUCUCGUUUUCCAAAGAUCUGAGCGGAGCUGAACGGAGCUCCGGCCAGGCGAUAUCCCCUUCCGUGAGAGACUUUUGGACCUCCUGAGGCGGAGAUCCUCUUCGAGGGCGGUUAAAGCCAAAUGGGGCGACUUCCCCGGAGAUCCAUUCCAAAUGAGUUACCUUAGCCAACGUCAAAGCCAAUGAAACUUAAUGUAUUCUGCUUUAGGCUCCACAGAAACCAAAGCCCCUUUUACUGCACUAUCAAGCUCAUAAGUAUCGCGCAGGUCGGACGGGAACUGGAGAGGACUAUCGUGACGGCCAAGUUUGCCAUCUCCGGUUCGGAGCCGUGGAAAGUUGCCGCACUGGACAUGAGAAGUUUAAGAGCACCUCGUGGAGAGAGAGCUGGAGGAUGUUCGGCAAGAAGAAAGAUUUUCCCAUUGGAAAGUCAAUAACCUAGAAAGCGAACCUUUCAGGAUUCGGGGCUGACGACCUCGUCUUCCAACGUCGUCCUCGACGUCUCGGCGGAGUUUCUGGGCCUCCACCGACGGCGUCUCCCAACGUCUGGGCGGAUUUCUCGCUGACAUGAUAGGUCACGGUAAGAGCCACGACCGAUGCAAAGCCGAGUUAGUCCGCAAUCCAUGUCCUUCCAGAGGGAGCGGCCCGAAGAAGCUAAAACAGACGUCUCCGUGAGGAAAAUCCGGACCCUGAGGGAAGGCUGCGGCUGUAGAGGCGGAGAGGCUAUAGCCGCCCGUGGGAGACGAUAUCUGGUCUAUCGGCCCCUAAACCGGGUCACCUUACUCUUUUAUCGACCACCGGCGAAUUCACAGAGUUCGGUGACGAGAGCAAAUCACCUUUGACACGCUGCCAUCUCACCCCCGCCUGGGUAACGUCAGUCCGCUGUCAUCCCAUGUUGAGGCCCACAGCCUCCUUGUGAUGCUUGAGGCGGAUCUCCCCGACAUCUUGCGGGGUUUGGAUCGGUGAGGUGGCAAGUUCGGUGAGGUGGGAGCCUCUAUGGCCUUUGUCCCCGCCUAAAGCACCACAGCACCCUGCUUGUGUGAACGUUUCUCUGUGACUUUGGAUCCAUUCAUUCAUUCGGUCGUAUUUAUU
This is a messenger RNA of Tachyglossus aculeatus (Australian echidna), 2523 nucleotides long. RefSeq names its product chromosome 24 C21orf91 homolog (gene C24H21orf91). Lineage: Eukaryota; Metazoa; Chordata; Mammalia; Monotremata; Tachyglossidae. The record is from RefSeq and is a predicted model, not a curated record. The coding region runs from base 86 to 937 and encodes 283 amino acids. The transcript is spliced from 5 exons.